GAGAAGGGCAACCCGUGGCCCCUGAUUACUGCGGCCUUAGCUUCCCUGAUGUACCAGGCUGCGAUCGAGGUGGACUCUGGACGGUCAUUGAACGCACAGGAGUUGCGAGCCUGGCAGGCGGCACUCAAUGCCGACUCUUACACUUUCACGGGAUCUGUUAGCGACUUUGUCGCUGCAGGAGACUCCAUACUGACUCGCAUCCGCAAGCACAUCAGUGAUGAGGAUGGUAUGCACGUCUACGAGCAGAUCGACCGGAACACCGGGAAGCAGUACAAUGCCAAGGACCUGACCUGGAGCUACGCUGAGAUCCUGACAGCUCUGGCCCUGCGGCGGACGGUGACAUCCGAGACUUCGAAGACCUUGGUUUUGCAUGUUUAA
This is a messenger RNA of Symbiodinium sp. CCMP2456, 378 nucleotides long. The record is from the annotation of a GenBank genome assembly. NCBI's taxonomy places the organism in Eukaryota, Dinophyceae, Suessiales, Symbiodiniaceae.